Messenger RNA from Mesorhabditis belari, 288 nucleotides. The record is from the annotation of a GenBank genome assembly. NCBI's taxonomy places the organism in Eukaryota, Metazoa, Nematoda, Chromadorea, Rhabditida, Rhabditidae.
AUGAGGGACGAGAAACAGAGAAAGCCACUACCAGAACAUGGGGUCUACACGGUUUUCGUUGAGCUGCCGCCCGACACAAAACUUGAAUUUUUGUUGCCGCUGGGUGAUAAGAGACCUAUUCAGGAUUUCUUGAACAAGAAUAAGAACAUCGAAAAAGCACUGAAAAGUGUCAAACCUCUUGGAAUUCGUCCCCUCGAUGAGAAGUCAAAAAUCGGCGCCCACAACAAACCAGUCGUUUUUCUUCAUCCAAAAGAUUGUGGCCGAGUACUGGUCGAAUUGGAGCAGGAA